Molecule: messenger RNA, 6399 nt
Organism: Callithrix jacchus (white-tufted-ear marmoset)
Lineage: Eukaryota; Metazoa; Chordata; Mammalia; Primates; Cebidae
Gene: PHLDA1
Product: pleckstrin homology like domain family A member 1
Biological process (GO): positive regulation of apoptotic process
Cellular component (GO): nucleus
Molecular function (GO): phosphatidylinositol phosphate binding
Source: RefSeq, a predicted model, not a curated record
CAGGCAUUUGGAACUGGGCCUUGCAGUGUGGGAUCUCAGCUCAGACGUUCCCCGGUUUGUAGUUAGAAAGCUGAGUUACUGUUUUAAUAGAUGUAGCACACCGUCCCGACGGGUCAAGAAGAAAGCCGAAGACGGGCUGGUGCCUGCGGUCGGGGUCGAGAAAAAGCAGGCAAGAUGCGACCUGACGUGGGUCCGCCUUUCUCCACCCGUGGCAAACCCGACAGUCGCACUAUUGCUUUCACAAUCGCCCUCUGCAAGAAGAGCUACUUAUUGACCGUGAGCGAACAUGCGUGGGAAGCACGAUGUCCUCUGUGCGCUCAGUUGUUUACCCAGCGUCCGGAGGAGGCACACCCGCAGGACUCGCGAGCCUCGGCCCCGGCCUCCCAGCUCGCCCAGGCCACGACGCUGGCUCUGCGGGCUCUCGGUGCCCAGCGCAAAUCCCCAGGGCUAAUUCGCAAGGACCGAGACGCAGCACUGCCAGAAGGCAGCCCCCGCCCGCGCAGCCGGGUCCUCACUGUCCGAGGCUGUUAGCACAGAGCUUCGCCGGCCUGGGAGAAGCGGGACGCUGGGGAUGGCCUCGCAGCGCCCUGUGGGCGUCGGCAUUAGUCUCCAGGCAGCCAGGGCUCCUUGGGCGAUCUCCCCGGGUGGAGGAGAGGAGUUUCCGGGGCUCGGGUCCCGGUCGCCUUCCAGGGGAAAGAGCGCGAAAGCAAGUGGGCGGCGAGAGGCGGAGCGAGGGACGCGGGGGGCGUGGACGCAGCCGGCUUUGGAAAGGCCCCAAGUUAAUGAGGCGUGCGCCGGCUGCCGAGCGCCUCUCGGAGCUGGGCUUUCCCCCGCGGUGCGGGCGCCAGGAGCCGCCUUUUCCGCUGGGUGUCACUCGGGGGUGGGGAAGAUGGCCCAUUCAAAAGCGCCGCGAGGGGGCCAAGCCAGUGCCCUUCAGUGAGCGCUCGCAAGAAGACGGCAGAGGCCCGGCGGCUCGCAGCUUCGGGACCUUGUGGCGCAUCAGGACGCGGCUGUCCCUCUGCCGGGACCCAGAGCCGCCGCCGUCUCUCUGCCUCCUGCGAGUUAGCUUCCUCUGCGCGCUCCGGGCAGGCGGCCGUGGGAGCCGCUGGGGCGAGGACGGCGCACGGCUGCUGCUGCUGCCCCCGGCCCGAGCGGCUGGAAGCGGAGAGGCCGAGCCUAACGGCGGCCCCGCUUAUGCUGGGAGGAUGCUGGAGAGCAGCGGCUGCAAGGCGCUGAAGGAGGGCGUGCUGGAGAAACGCAGCGACGGGUUGUUGCAGCUCUGGAAGAAGAAGUGCUGCAUUCUCACCGAGGAGGGGCUGCUGCUCAUUCCGCCCAAGCAGCUGCAGCAGCAGCAGCAGCAACAGCAGCAACAGCAGCAACAGCAACAGCAGCAGCAGCAACAGCAGCAACAGUCCGGGCAGGGGCCGGCGGAGCCGUCCCAACCCAGCGGCCCCGCUGUCACCGCCCUCGAGCCGCCGGUCAAGCUCAAGGAAUUGCACUUCUCCAACAUGAAGACCGUGGACUGUGUGGAGCGCAAGGGCAAGUACAUGUACUUCACUGUGGUGAUGGCAGAGGGCAAGGAGAUCGACUUUCGGUGCCCGCAAGACCAGGGCUGGAACGCGGAGAUUACGCUGCAGAUGGUGCAGUACAAGAAUCGUCAGGCUAUCCUGGCGGUGAAGUCCACGCGGCAAAAGCAGCAGCACCUGGUCCAGCAGCAGCCCCCACUGGAGCAGCAGCCGCAGCUCCAGCCUCAGCCCCAGCCCCAGCCCCAACCCCAACCCCAGCCUCAGCCCCAGCCCCAGCCCCAGCCCCAGUCACAGCCCCAGCCUCAGCCCCAACCCAAGCCUCAGCCCCAGCAGCCCCACGCGUAUCCGCAUCCACAUCCACAUCCGCACGCUCAUCCGCAUCCGUAUCCACACACUCACCCGCACCCGCACCCGCAUCCGCAUCCGCGCCAGAUACCGCACCCGCAGCCGCACUCGCUGCCGCACGGACACCGGCUUCUCCGCAGCACCUCCAACUCCGCCUGAAGAGGGCAGCUCCCGGGCCAGACAAGGUUUUGAGGACUUGAGGAAGUGGGACGAACACAUUCCUAUUGUCUUCACUUGGAUCAAAAACAAAACGGUCUCCCCGCCCCGCACCAGAUCAAGUAGUUUGGACAUUACCCUACUGAAAACUUGCGAUUCUUCUUAGUUUUCUACGAUGCAGGAAACAACUUCAAGUCAAGAAGACUUUAUUUAUGAACCUUUGAAAGGAUCUUCUAGCACGGUGAAUUUUGUAGGAGGGAUGAUGUACUGUAAUUUUAUUUUAAUGUAUUUUGAUUUAUGGUUAUUUAUUAGUUUUUUAAAAAUGCUUGUUCUAAGACAUUUCUGAAUGUAGGCCAUUUGUCAAAAAGGAAACAUUAUUUUCGAAAACCUAUUCCGUAGUAAGUUCUAAUCUCGGAAAAUAAAAAAGGGCGGUGGAGGGAAAAACAUUAAGGAUCUAUUCAUUAUUCCUAUAGUAUUUUCAGAAGGUCUGACACUUUUCAUUGUUAUGCCAGAUGGUUGAAAUUAAACUCUGAUACUACUUUUUUUGAGGUUUUUUUUUCCGUACACAUAGAGUUUGUAUAGAAGUUUUAAAAAGCUAAAAGUUCAAAAUGUGUAAUUAUGAAAAUCUAACGUUCGAGAUAGUUUCUAAAAGGAAAUCAGUAGUAAGGAUACCUGAUUUCAAAAUACUUAAAACAUAACCUAACUGAUGGUAGGAUGAUUAUAUCUUGAAUAUGUGGUAGGAUCACAUCUACUGUAGGAAAACCUAGCUUAUAUCAUCUGUGUGUAAAGGGCUUAAUAAGGAAACGAGGCCUUUUGACUGAUUUAUGAGUAUAGGUACGUUUGCUGUUUUAUUUCAAAAGUGUUGUGGAGGAAAAGAGUAGAUUUAACUUGUGUAGGAGAAUAUUUGUGCUCCCGUCCAGGCUGGGGGACCUUUCUCUGAGAGCUUUGCACACUUGACUUGAACCACAUUUUUUGAUCCCUUUACUUUGUUUUAGAAACACACUGAAAAAUCUCAUUGUUUAAAUUACAAUUUGUAGAUAUUUCAAAGGUCUAGGAGUCAUAAGUUUUUGUUUUCAUACGGAAGAUGAUGUAGAUCAGAGAAACCAACUGUUUUGCUUUUCAUUGCUUGGUGAGAAAUGUGAGGAUUCUGUUUUGUUGUUAGGUUAGUUAAACUCAGAGAUUGAAAAGGAAAAGACUGGAUAAACACAGGAUUUUCAGUAAGAAAACAACCCCAGUCUUGUCUUAGAAGCCACUUGUUGAGGAGUCCGGGGGAAAAAAAGAGGAUGUGCUUUUAAAGGUAGAACAAACCUUCUUCUGUGUUAAAUCAAAAGGAUGGUCAAAAUCCACCAGGGCAGAUGCUACAUAAGUUUAAAUGGAGCCAUAGAUGAUAUCAAGUCCUCUUGGGGCUGAAAAGCACUUCCUAUCUGCAUGACUUUACUAACUGGUUUUUGUUUUCCAUUAUCUUUUUCACAGAAAGUCUUGGUCAGUACUUUUCCGGCAUUUAAAUGGAAAUGGUCAGUAUUAGACCACUGCUAGGUUAUGUAGUCAAGAAAUAAAAAGCAGAAUUGUAUUCUACACAUGUCUUUAUUCUCCUUUCAUCUAGAAAGGAAUUCCAAGGUCAAAUUACUUUUUAGUGCAAUAAAUGAUGACAUUUUGAGAUCGUAAUUCUUAUCCAAAAAGUUGCAGGGAAAAUUAAAGCAAAUGGCAAACAAAACUUAAGUGGACCCCCACUUCCAGUAGUUGUGCAGGUUGUAGUUAUGAAAAAAAAAAGCUGCCAACAUUCAAAAACUCAUUUCAUAUGUAUAUAUGUAUACACAUAUAUGAAUAUGUAUGUAUAUAUGUAUACAUUUGAGAGCAUGUAUGUGCAUAUAUACACAUAUAUAUGUAUGCAUAUAUGAAUACAUAUAUAAGUAUGUAUAUAGGAAUACAUAUAUGAAUAUGUGUAUAUGUACAUGUAUGUAUAUAUGUAUAUGAAAUGAGAGCCAGAUCUAAAAAUUUCACAAAUCAAGUUUGGUUCAGCUUCCUUAGGACUACAGGUGUACUUUUUGAGGAAUGCCUCAUGGUACUCCUUUUAAUACAUGCAAAUCAUCAUAACUCCAAAUGAACCACGGUUUUUUCCCAACGGAGAAUUUAUCUUUUAAAUUCUUGUAUGAAAAAAAAUCCAUACCAAAUACCUUAUAAAUUAAGAUUGAUAUAGGUUUUAAAAAGGGCAUUUGUAUGUUAGCUUACAUAUAGGGCUAGGUAAUUUCAUUGUUUCAAAAAAUAUGCCCAGGCUACCUCUUGGUGGCUAGAUUUUUUUUCCCCCAUUGUGGCUAUGGUUCUUGAUAGGGCCACCAGAAUCACGGUAUCUUGUCUUUCUAUAGCCCUUGUUCCUUAGUCUGUUGUGAUAUUUAUGUUGACUUGACCUUUAUGACUUUCUAGUCUGAACCCCUCUUAGCAUUUAACUGUGAAAUCUAAGAAAUUAGAGAGUAGAAUGACUUUUAUUAUAUUGACACCUUUGAAAUCAUUAUUAAUAAUUUUUCCAGAGCAAAAAAGCAAACACACUCAAUAAGACUAAACAAAACAAAAUAUAAAUACAUAUCAUGUAAUGUUUCAGUGGCUCUAUUCUACCUGUAAGAAAUGGUACAAACCACCUAAGGUAUUUUGAAGCCUGACAAAUAAGCUUCAUGAAAAAAGGUAAAAAAUGUCUUUUUCAACCCAAGGAAGAGGAGACCGAAAGGGCAGAUCCACUCCUUAAAUAAAAGUAAAAUGUAAAACGUUGGAAAAUUAAGAGUCAUGCUUCAUCUGGAAACUGAACUUUUGUCCUUGAACUUGUGUUGGCACCAAGCCUCAUACACAGUGAGCUCAAUAACUAUUUGUUGGGACAAAGGAAGGACAAAAUGUGUCACUCCUCAGCAUCUGGGAGGUGCUGUCUCUUGCCUCACUGAGUGCUUCUUCUCUUUGCUCUCAUGUCAUUCCCUGAGAACAGUUAAUUCUGGGACAGGCUAAACAUGAUGAGCUUCUUAAACAGACUUUCUUAGUGGAAAUCCAUUUAGAUCUAUAGAUGCUCUAUGGGCAGUGCUGACGUCAGAGAGUAAAUAUCUAUCAGGGGCCCUUUUAAAAUGAACAUUUUCCUCAUUGAACAAGCUGGGAUCCUGUACUCAUGUAGAAAUCAAGGCAGCUUUAUAAUUUCACUUCAAAAGUUUAUGUUUUUGUCUCCAAUGGUGGUAAAAAUAAAAAACGCACAUUACUUAAGGAGUCUCGCUCUCAUGUAAACACUAUUAGGAAGUCUGGAUUAAGUUGAAAGUCCUGCUUUAACUCCGUUUUUGCUCUCAUCUACCAAACACUUUGUAUGUCUCGUAAAGAAGCCCUUACUCUUAAGAGAAAGCCCUCAUUUUAAAUCUGACACUAAAGUUUGCUACAAGUGUAUGAGUUCAACCACAUCCCUUGUUUUCUGUCCCUAGGAAACAAGUCAUGUGGUUUUAGCAUGGCUCCAAUGUUAACAAUAUUAUAUGCAGUAGCAGGCUUAGAAGAGUGGACUAAGACUGGAACCUGGAGCGAUCCCAUAGCACAGAAUCCUAUAAAGAUAGAUCUGUGAGCAUCUGUUUUCCUUUUGUGUGUCAAACUCAUUGGUUUUUGCUUUGCCAAUAAAAUAUCCUAAGCAGAAUACAUUUUAAAUAAGAAAAUUAUAGAUCUUGGUAUUGAAUCCAUCAGUGAUUCAAGAGAUACACCUAUUUGCCUAAAACAACCUAAGAUGUAUUAGUUAUGGAAUUAUGCUGGCUAGGUUCUUAAGGCCUAUUUCCUGAAUUCUUGACACAGUUUUCAAAGAUGGCUUUUUGAUUUGCACGGUUGAGCAGCCAAUCCAGAUUUACCUAAGAUUGGGUGAAAAAAAGUGAUUUGUGACUUCGUUGGCAGGGCAUUUGCUAAAUGGAGUAUAGGAUCUAACAGGGUUUUCUUAGAAAGGGCAAUAUUGUCCAAUGAAGGAAACAGGAGGACUCUGGGUUAGAAGCAUCUGCAUAAAAGCUGGUGAGACUUAACUCUCCACUGCUCUGCAGCUGGUCGGCUGAUGGCAGGCUGAGCAGUGGGGAAGCAGGUUUUAACAAUAGGUAAUCCGUCCAGGUCACUGUAUGUUGAGAAGAAACAUAAAACUGUUGUCUGUUACAUUCCGAGGUCAGUCUUCUGCUUAACGUUUCAUAGUAUACAAAUGCCAGUUUCUGGAAAGCAAGUAUCACCAUGUACCAGAUGCUUUAUACACCAUCACAUUCAUGAAUUUAUUAGCAUGGUCAGAACUUGUGUAAAUAUAUCUCUUAGAGGAUUUUGGGGAGAUGUGAUUUAUUUUUCAUAUUUUCAAAAUGCAUUCCAUUUCAAAUAAAGUAUCUAUUGAGACAACUGA